AGGAAUAGAAGUAAAAACCAGAUUAGUAAGCUUGUCAAAUUCUAUUUCAUGGCGCUUUUGUUUUCGUUCACCUAAUAACACCAUUUUCUCUCUCCUUUCCUUCUGCCACUUGCAGUAUAGACGACGUAAGAAAUCUCUCACUUCCCUCUCUAUUUUCUUGUCUCUUUCUCUCUCUCUUCCUGUAUCGCCAUUUCAUCGCUUAUUUCUCGUAAGCAUCUUUAUGUUCUCUUUUUCUUAUGAAGUGAAGAUCAAGAAGUAUCUCUCUCGCGUCAUGGCGUGGGGGAAUGUGUAUAAAAGGCGAAUCAAAGUCUUUACCUUGGCCUUAAUAAUAUACCUGGAUUAUAAGGCUUUGCAGCAGAGAGGUAAAUGGAUUAAAAACAAAACUAAAAAGGCUGCUUUGUGGAAAAAAGCUCAUGAGCGCAAUGCGAGGCGUAUUCUCAACUUCAUGAUACAAAUGGAAGGUUUGUGGGUAAAACUUGGACAAUAUUUGUCUACACGUGCUGAUGUUCUUCCUGAAGCCUAUAUUCAGCUUCUCAAACAACUACAAGAUUCUCUUCCUCCUCGACCCUUGAAGGAGGUGUGCAACACUAUAGAGAAGGAGAUGGGAAAAUCUUUGGAGGAACUAUUUUCGAAAUUCGUAGAAGUCCCUCUGGCUACAGCAUCAAUAGCACAAGUUCAUCGUGCUACUCUAAUAAAUGGACAGGAAGUGGUGGUCAAAGUUCAGCAUGAUGGAAUCAAGCGUGUUAUAUUGGAGGACUUGAAGAAUGCUAAGUCAAUUGUAGAGUGGAUAGCUUGGGCUGAACCUGUUUACAAUUUCAACCCCAUGAUAGAUGAAUGGUGCAGAGAAGCACCUAAAGAACUUGAUUUUAACAUUGAGGCUGAGAAUACCCAAAAGGUGGCCAGAAAUCUUGGUUGUGACAAGUCAAAUAGUUAUACAAGGGGUACAAAUCUUGUUGAUGUUUUGAUUCCAGAAGUUAUACAGUCUACUGAGAAAGUGAUUAUUUUGGAGUACAUGGAUGGGGUUCGCUUAAAUGAUUUAGAUGCUCUGCAAGCAUUGGGUGUUGAUAGAAAAAAGCUGGUGGAGGAAAUUACUCGUGCGUAUGCCCACCAAAUUUAUGUUGAUGGCCUCUUCAAUGGUGAUCCCCAUCCUGGAAACUUUCUUGUGAGCAAAGAGUAUCCACAUCGUCCGAUUCUGCUAGACUUUGGCCUCACAAAGUCCCUUCCUAUGACCACAAAACAAGCUUUGGCAAAAAUGCUCUUAGCAGCUGCGGAGGGGGAUCAUGUGGCUCUUUUGUCUGCAUUUGCAGAAAUGGGACUUAAAUUACGCAUGGACUUACCCGAACAGGCAAUGGAGGUGACAACUGUUUUCUUUCGUAGCUCUACUCCUGCAAGUGAAGCUUCUGAAACAUUGAAGAACUUCACAGAAGAAAGAGCAAAAAAAAUGAAGGACUUGCAGGAAAAAUUGAAGCUUGAUGAUAAACAAGCUAAACGGUUUAAUCCUGUUGAUGCCUUUCCUGGAGAUAUAGUGAUAUUUACUCGGGUGCUUAAUCUUUUAAGAGGUCUUUCUGCUACAAUGGAUGUUCGCAUUGUCUACUUUGAAAUCAUGAGACCAUUUGCCGAGUCUGUUUUGGGAGGAAUCAUUAAUAAUGGACCAGCAACAAGUACACAAUGGCUCUGUGAUACUCCUGUGCAUUCAGAUGUGGAGGGCAAGCUGCGGAUGCUCUUAACUGAUCUGGGAAAUGCCGGAAAGAUACUUGGAAUUCAGAUUUGUGCCUACAAGGAUGGGGAAGUCAUCAUUGACACUGCUGCUGGAGUGCUUGGAAAGUACGAUCCCCGCCCUGUUCAGCCUGAUUCAUUGUUUCCUGUCUUUUCAGUAACAAAGGGCAUAACAGCAGGACUGCUUCAUUGGUUAGUGGAUAACAGUAAGCUGAGGUAUGAUGAAAAUAUAUCUUCUAUAUGGCCUGAAUUUGCAUCAAACAGUAAGGAUAUGAUAAAGGUUCAUCAUGUUCUUAAUCAUACAUCUGGUCUCCACAAUGCAUUGGCCAACAUCAUGAAAGAGAAUCCUCUAUUGGUAUCUGAUUGGAAUGAGUGCUUGCAACGAAUUGCUGAGUCCAUUCCUGAGUGUGAACCUGGUCAACUGCAGCUGUAUCAUUAUCUUUCAUUUGGAUGGCUAUGUGGUGGAAUUGUUGAGCAUGCAACUGGGAAGAAAUUUCAGGAGAUUCUUGAAGAAGCAUUCAUUCGUCCGCUAAGUAUUGAGGGUGAGCUGUAUAUUGGCAUCCCCCCAGGAGUUGAAGAUCGACUAGCAGCACUUACGCUGGACACUGAUGAUCUUAAGAAGCUGUCUUUGUUGAGUGCUCGUUCUGACCUGCCUUCCACCUUCCAGCCUAGCCAAAUUGCUCAGGUUGCCACUGCACUCCCUGCUCUAUUCAAUUCUCUAUUUGUCCGCCGUGCUAUCAUCCCUGCUGCUAAUGGACACUGCUCUGCUCGUGCUCUGGCACGUUAUUAUGCUUCAUUGGCCGAUUGUGGAGCUAUUCCGAAACUACCCUCUUCCGCACCGCCCCUUGGAAGCCACAUCCAUAUUCCAAAGUUUACAUCUGAGAAGCUUCAUAAGAAAGAAAACAGUACCCGCAAGAAGCGUCUAAAUGUGGUUUCUCUAUGCAGAACCAUGAUGUCUGAAAAUUUUAAUCAUGAAAAACGUAAAAAGAGUGUGAAGACUUCUAGUUACGAUAGAGUUCCGAGUGAUGAGGGUAGUAGCACUAGCAGCAACCUUGAGGAAAAUACAUAUGACGUAGAUAUGAAACGUGAUGAUCACAAAAAGACAAUUGUGAAGAUUUUCAGUAACUUUAGAAUUCAUGAUGCCUUCAUGGGUUUUGGAGAAUAUGAGAGCUUUGCUUUGCCAAACGGAGAUUUCGGGUUAGGAUUUAAGCGUAUAACUUCCAAUGAUGGAUCUGUUAUUGGCUUUGGUCACUCGGGAAUGGGUGGAUCAACUGGUUUUUGUGACGUAAAAAACAGGUUUUCUAUAGCCAUUACCCUAAACAAAAUGUCAUUCGGGGCUGUCACGGGAAAGAUUAUUCAGCUGGUUUGUUCAGAAUUGAACCUCCCCAUGCCCCGGGAGUUGAAAGGUCUCGGUGACGGGGAAGGAAGUUCAGAGAUGAUUUCUGAAAUGCCUUUGAUUAAUUAAGUUUUGUUUCUUUUUCUUAAUUUUUACUCAUGGUGAUCAUAUUUUUCCCUUUUCUUUUUAAAAUAAAAUAAAAUUUAUGUAAUUAAUUUAUUAAUUAUAUCUAAAGAAUGAUCAUUCUAAGCAAUUGUAGAAAGGUGACGGUGAUGCUAUGAAGUUGUAUAUGAAUAUACGAGUAAAUCUUUGAUUAAAAUUUGUCUACAUGAUCACAUCUCACGGUUUGUGCCUUUGUGGUACACUACAUCAGUAGUACGGCCUGUGUCCCUUUGUGUCUGCUUCGGCAGUCUGGACAUAUAUGGUAUAUGCCUGGACAUGCAGGGAAUAUAUGUAUGCCUCUCAUUCAUGCCUGUGACCCUGUGAUGUUUAAUUGUUGAGCUCACGACUUCAAUACAAGAAGUUCAUAUGUUGAUAAUUUGUAUUAGUUGAUUUUUCAAUCCAUGUAUGAUGCACGUCUCACGGUAAUAUUGUUUUUAUACAAUAAUUUGUGUUCAAAAAAUUUCUCAAAGUAAGCUUCGAGAAAUGUUAAUUUUCAAGAUAAGUGUUUUCGUGUUCG
Amaranthus tricolor (Joseph's coat) is the source of this 3731-nucleotide messenger RNA. RefSeq lists its product as uncharacterized. NCBI's taxonomy places the organism in Eukaryota, Viridiplantae, Streptophyta, Magnoliopsida, Caryophyllales, Amaranthaceae. Gene Ontology annotation, cellular component: endoplasmic reticulum; Golgi apparatus. The transcript is spliced from 19 exons. The record is from RefSeq and is a predicted model, not a curated record. The coding region runs from base 221 to 3181 and encodes 986 amino acids.